Cotesia congregata is the source of this 982-nucleotide messenger RNA. Lineage: Eukaryota; Metazoa; Arthropoda; Insecta; Hymenoptera; Braconidae. The record is from the annotation of a GenBank genome assembly.
GUCAGUCAACAUGCUCGCACGCAUUUGCAAUAGAGCAUUAAAAAACCAGUCUUCUAAAUUGACAGUUCAAUUUCAACAAAGGAAAUUUUCAUCUGGAAAAAAAUUUAAGGAAGUUGAAAUUAAAGUACCAUGGGGUAAAUUAGCUGGUAAACAUUGGGGACCAACAGAUGCACCGCCAAUAAUAGCUUUGCAUGGCUGGCAGGACAAUUCAUGUUCUUUCGAUCCCCUCGCAGUAAACUUACCAUCAAAUAUAUCUCUGUUAGCUAUAGACCUUCCUGGUCAUGGAUUCUCCAGCUGGAUCCCCAAAGGGCUCAUGUACAAUACUCUUCUGUACGUCCAAACAAUUCAUCGCAUAAAAGAAUACUUUGGAAUGGAAAAAUUUGGGCUGAUGGGCCACUCUUUAGGCGGCAUGGUAACUUUCAAUUAUACGUCAUUAUUUCCUGACAACGUUAAAUUUGUAGUAGCCUUUGACUACUUCAAGUACCCAUCACUCAACGCCGUAAAACAUCUACCGUUAUUCGCCAGAGAAUGGAAUCAGUUUUUCAGCUAUGAAAAAUUUACGACGCCUGUUCCAAGCUAUGCCGAGGAGGAAGCGAUAACACGAUGGAUAAAAGCCUCCAAGAACUCGCUGGACGUUGAAUUAUGUAAAAUAUUGAUGGAGCGCGGUGUUACUAAAAAAAAAGACGGUACUUUGUACUUUCACCGCGAUCCACGAGUCAAAUUAUUUUUGACGGACACAGGAUACACGCAUGACCAUCUGAAAUUACUCGCCCGUCAAAUUCACUGCCCCUACAUGAUAAUAAAAGGUGAAAAUUCGAAACACAACGAGCCCAAAGAAUUUUACUAUGACGUACUCGAAGAAUUGAAAGAAGUCUCUGAUGACUUUCGCUUCCACACCGUACCUGGGACGCAUCAUUUUCAUAUGAGCAAUGCUGCCACUGUUUCGGAGAUAAUGAAUCCUUUUAUAUCUAAAUACGCUUAA